UGGAGUCCAACAGGCCCAGCAUGUUCCACCUGCGCAGCACCAGGCCCAGUACCAGCACCAGCACCAGCACCAGCAAAACCCAUACCAGUCAUACCAGUCACCUCCCCCCGAGCAAGAUGCCGGCAGUCUGGUGCCGGCCAUGGCCGGAAUGAGGAUUCAAGGCAUGGUUCCGGCUUCCUUGAAUCCUCAGCGCAAGCCGGUGGCGGGGCCGGCCACCCCUCAACAGGUCCCUACGUCUCCAUGGACUCCAGCACAGCAAGUUCCUGUACAACCCGGCUACUUCUCUCCGCCGACACCGGCGCCGAGCCCGUAUGUUGGGCAUGCUCCGGUCCACCAAGCUCCGCCGCAGCAGUAUGGAAUGCACUACGCCUCCGGCUAUGCCCCGGCACAGCCAACGCCACCCGUCUACUACGAGAUGGAAGCUCCCCAGCUCGCCCCAUUCUCCAAGACUGCGGCACCGGUGGUGCCCAUGGAGCCAGUACAGUCGGUGAACGCCGUCGUUGCUGAGCUGCAGGGAUCGGAGCCUCCUAAUGGCACUGUUAGCCAACCCGCUCCAGCUGACCAUGGAGCGUCAACUGGAGGCGAUCCGUAUCCAAGCGCUGGCGGGCAAGGCAGCGGCCAAACUGUCGAAGUCUCUCGACCUCCUUCGACCUCGGAUGGAAAUUCUGAUCAGAAAAGUAAUGGCGAGGUUAUCCAGGUCCCGCAACCUUCUCCGGCCGCGGAUGGGAGCGAUGGCCAUCAGGGCGGUGCUCUCAAGCAGGAAGAUGCUAGUGGCGAAGGGUCUAAUGGCGAGGGUCCUAAAGGCGAGGGUCCUAAGGGCGAGGAUGGCGAGGUCGAACCUGCACAGAGUGCGCCCCACCAAAGUGCGCCUCCGGAUCCGACGCCGACUCCCACCGCCAGCGACGGCUUGAUUGCUGUCGAGAAGCCGCCUGCCCCUGAUCAUGAAGGUCUGGUCCCAUGCGCUAGCGCUGGAAGUGAACAUGGCGGAGGAACACUCACUCACCAGCCCUGCGACGCUCAACAGUCACAGCCAAGCAUCGGCUUAUACCAACCAGGGUACACAGGCCUUCCGCAGCAGCCCCAGCAUCCAUACCAACAGCCUCAGCCUCCUUAUGGGAGCCCACCCUACCCCUACCAAGUGCCGUCCGCAACACCACCCUAUCCCCAGACCCCGAUCCAACGCCCCUCCUCGACCUCUCCGUAUCCUCACCCCCCCGCCUCGCCUGCGGCUCAGAGUACCGUACCAGCGCCUUAUCAACAAACUCCCGGUAGUCCUCCUCCAGGAACUGUCCCUCCACCGACGUCGAUAUCGCCUUAUCCGAGCCAUGGAUCCAAUCCAGCGCCAAUCCCCCCCAACGCUCAGUCCCACUCCCCCUCGCCUGCUCUUCUCCCAGAUGAGCCCAGACCCGUUGCUUUCCCGAACGCCCAACAGCCGGCUCCUGCACCGGAGACGGCAACGUACACGCCGGCUGCCUUUCCGGCCGGGUCACCCCCCUUUUCGGCCCCAACCAGUGCACCACCUUCCGGCCGGUCAUACGCCGGCACAUUCCCGGUUUCGCAACCGUCGGUUACUACUGCAUCCACGGCUUCCUCCACUUCGUCACCACCUUUCCCGCGUCCAGCUACGGCGACACCUCAAUACGGUCUCACGUCGCCGUCUCAGCCCCAGCCCCAACCGUUCAAGCCCAACAAACACUCCGGGGCAAGCACCAGCUUCGGUGGAUUUGCCAACUCGGUCUUCAGCAAAGACACGGUGAAGUGGAGCAAGAAGACGGCCAGUCGGCUUGGCCGGAGCAUCAAAACCGCGGCGACAACCGCGCAUGCCGCGGCUAUGAGCGCCCAAGCUGCUGCUCAACAAGCUGCCGCAUUGCACAGGCAGAAGUCGGUCUUGGGUACUAUGCAAACCAAUCCACCUUCGGGCGCUCCUGGGAUUCCCAGCGCAUCCACCUUAGCACCGGGCAACCCGCAAGCGGCGGCUGGUGAGCAAGUGCCGACCUGGUCGGCUCAGGCGGGCCCGUUGGGAGUCAGCCCGUAUGCGCCGCCGGUGUACGGGCUGGGUACUACUAGUAGUACAGCUAAUCCUGCUCAGGCUGGAAGCGCUCCGGGCGGGGGAGGGCCAAUAAACGCUCAGCCACAAGGCCAUGCAUCCCCGGCGUGGCCGUCCAGCCCCGCUAUGGGAGCAUCGCAGCCAGGGCAAUACCCUCAACACGUAGCGGCUACCCCUCCUCCAGGAUAUCCGCAGGGCCCUGGGUACCAGGCUGCUCCGCCAUAUCCGCAUCAACAGCCGCAGGCGGCCACUUCCGCUCCUGGAUAUCCCCAGGGACCUGGAGGACAACAUCCUACACCGAAUUCUAACCCUCCUCCCAUCUUCCCCCCACUAAAUAUUGCGGUUCAUCAAUCUCCCUCUUGGCCGCCCAGCAAUCAUGCCGGGGGUACUAACGGUCUUAUGCACAACGGGCUGGGAGCUUUGGGGCAAGCCGCGCAGCUUCCUCCCCAACCACAAGCGAGCACGUCACAUCCUGGAACUCCGCAACAGGCAGGAGGACAGCCCCCACAACCAUUCACGCAAGGGCAACCUCCAACCCCUUGGCCGUCCAACAUGUCCCAGGCCGCAAAUACCCACAAUAACAUCCCAAGCACAACUGCCCCUACUGGUGUUCCCGGACCCUGGAUGGGAGGACAGCCUACGCCGUCUCCACAGCCGCAGGGAGGCUUUCAAGGACAGCCUCCAGUAUCGACUCUUCCACAUCAUCCAUCCUGGCCGCAGCAAGCGGUUGCCCCAGCUUCCACGCCAACGGUACCAGUACCAGGCGCCGCUAGCCAUCCGACGGCUGUAGACCAACUUCCUUCUCAGCGUGCUUCGCAACCUACCAGCCCUCCUCCACCGUCAACACCGUUGUCGAUGCCAGGAGGCCCCGGUCAGGGAGGUCCGGCGGCUGGGUCUCCCCAGUCAGGGUGCCGUUCGUAUGGCAACCUUGGCGCGUAGUUGAUUCUGGUGAUGCGGAGAGAUCAAGCUUGAUAGGUUUUGUUGUGACUGUUAAUCGGAAAGAGAGAAGUGGUAUAAUGAAUACUGUUGUACACAAUGAGUGCGACAGAUCAGAGCUGAAUCCACUUGAUCACCAC
Chaetomium strumarium is the source of this 3123-nucleotide messenger RNA. RefSeq lists its product as uncharacterized. The transcript has a single exon. Lineage: Eukaryota; Fungi; Ascomycota; Sordariomycetes; Sordariales; Chaetomiaceae. The record is from RefSeq and is a predicted model, not a curated record. The coding region runs from base 140 to 2986 and encodes 948 amino acids.